Syngnathoides biaculeatus (alligator pipefish) is the source of this 1283-nucleotide messenger RNA. RefSeq lists its product as uncharacterized. NCBI's taxonomy places the organism in Eukaryota, Metazoa, Chordata, Actinopteri, Syngnathiformes, Syngnathidae. The transcript has 6 exons. The record is from RefSeq and is a predicted model, not a curated record. The coding region runs from base 286 to 990 and encodes 234 amino acids.
AAACGUCUGUCAUGCUCCUGGCUUCCUGCCCGGGCUGGGCGUGGCCAACCAAUCAGUAGACACACACCUGCGCCUCAUGAAUGUUAAUGACACUCAGUACAUAUAGGACCCGGGGGACGACAAGUCCUCUGCCAGAUCGUUGCCUUUGAUGCCUUGUUCCCGCACUCCCGUUUGCCUGACGUCUACCUUCCAUGUACAGACCCACGCCUGUCCCAUGACCAUACUCAGUCGUGCAUUUGGGUCCACCCUCGAGCCCCGUUUGUGACAGAACGAUCUGGCCACAAGAUGGACCCAGCUGACUCAGAAGCUAUCUGCUGCUCACUGCAAAUCCAUGGCAGAGGCCUGGUUGAGCAGGAGGCUGGUCUCCAGGAAGGGCGGAGGCAUGGGCCACGGCAGAAUGGAGUCAUAACUCAGACUUGUCGUUUCUGGACGUCAUUCGUCUGCGCACUCAUCCAAGUUUUCCAGUAUGCAGCGCCGGAACGGACUCUCUUCGCAAAUCCGUGGACUCCUCAUUGCCGUGGAUCUCCUCCAUUCGCUGGACGCGCUCAUCGUGUUGGCCCUCAAGGUCGACCAGCGACUGGUGGAGGGUCUCGACGGGAGGGGCGCUGUUUCUACUGCGGGCGUCUAGGACACUUGAUCGCCUGCUCCCCGGUUCGACCAAAGCACCCCGGCAUCAGAAUCUCCACUCCGGUAUGGUUCCACUCCACGUCAUGCACGGCUAUCCUCCCUCUCUGUUUCCUUCAUUGGCCACGGACUCUGCGGUGCCGUCAGCCCUGGCGGUGGUACGACGAUGCAAAGGAACCUGGCAGACAGCUCGGAGGACGCUGCUACGUAUGGGCAGCGUCUACAAGUCCGCAAUGGACCACAAGAGGAGAGUUGCACCAGAGCUCAAGGUGGGACAGCGUGUGUGGGUCUCCACCAAAGAUCUGCCGAUGCGGAUGGAAUCUUGCAAACUCGCUCCCAGGUUCGUUGGUCCUUUCCCGGUCAUGAAGAUUAUUAACCCGGUUGCCGUAUCACUCAAGUUACCCAGGUCGAUGAGGGUUCGGACGACGUUCCACAUUACCAGACUGCACCCGACUCGUCCUUCUCCACUGGUUCCUCCGGCCAAGCCCCCCCUCCACAUGGUGGACGGCGGCCCGGUGUAUACUGUGCACCGGCUGCUUUCCUCCCGCCGCAGAGGAAGGGGGGUCCAGUACCUAGUGAACUGGGAGGGAUAUGAACUGGAGGAGCGCUCCUGGAUCCCCUCCCAUUUCAACGUAGACUCCUCCCUCAUCAGGGACUUU